Ostreococcus tauri is the source of this 3189-nucleotide messenger RNA. RefSeq names its product Armadillo-type fold. NCBI's taxonomy places the organism in Eukaryota, Viridiplantae, Chlorophyta, Mamiellophyceae, Mamiellales, Bathycoccaceae. Bases 1 to 3189 code for a protein of 1062 amino acids. Gene Ontology annotation, biological process: ribosomal small subunit export from nucleus; protein export from nucleus; ribosomal large subunit export from nucleus. Gene Ontology annotation, cellular component: nucleus; cytoplasm. The transcript is spliced from 2 exons. Gene Ontology annotation, molecular function: nuclear export signal receptor activity; small GTPase binding. The record is from RefSeq and is a predicted model, not a curated record.
AUGGGGACGACGAUCGAGGACGUCCUCGCGGGCGACGUCGAGGCGCUCGAUCGAUGCGUCGAACGGUUUUACGGGAGCGACCCGAGCGCGCGCGCCGAGGCGGAGCAAACGCUCCAGGCGCUUCAGGAGCACGAACAGACGUGGACCAAGGUGGAUGCGAUUUUAGAGACGUCGACAAACGCGAACACGAAAUUUUUCGCACUUCAGGUUCUGGACGGCGUCAUCAAGUACCGCUGGGGAUUGCUGCCGAACGAACAGAGAGAGGGGAUCAAAAACUUUGUGAGCAACUUGAUCAUCAAGCUGAGCGCGGACGAGGCGACGUUCCGAAGGGAUCGGGCGUAUAUUAACAAGAUUAAUAACGUGUUGGUGCAGAUUUUGAAGCACGACUGGCCGCAUCGCUGGCAGAGCUUCAUCCCGGAUUUGGUCGGCGCGGCGAGGACGGGCGAGUCGCUGUGCGAAAACUGCAUGAGCAUUUUGAAGUUGUUGUCCGAGGAAGUAUUCGAUUUUAGCCGCGGUGAGAUGACGCAAGACAAGAUUAGGUCGUUGAAAACGUCGCUGAACAGCGAGUUCAAGAUGAUUCACGAGCUGUGCGAGUUCGUGUUGACGCACUCGCAAAAGCCAGAGUUGAUAAAGACGACGCUGACGACGCUUAACGCGUUCUUGUCCUGGAUUCCGCUCGGUUACAUCUUUGAAUCGACGCUCCUGGACACGUUGCUGGCGCUCGCACCGAAUCCGGCGUAUCGAAACAUCGCUUUCCUCUGUCUCGCCGAGAUCGGUGCCUUGAACGUCGAGGCCAAGUACGAUGCGCACUUCAUCAAGCUCUACACCACGGCCAUCACGCACUUGGAGGGCAUCUUACCACGUGGCGUCAACGUCGCGGAGGCGUACGCGAAUGGCUCGGAUGAAGAGCAGGCGUUCGUACAAAAUCUUGGCAUAUUCUUGACGCAAUUCUUUAAAGCGCAUAUCACGCUUUUGGAAUCGAGCGGCGAGUUGCAGCAAAAGAUGCUCGUCGGCAUUGAGUAUCUCUUGAACAUUUCCUAUGUGGAGGAACCGGAGGUUUUCAAGGUAUGCCUCGAUUACUGGCACUUCAUGGUGUGCGACGUGUUCCAGUCCGACGGAUCCAGUGGCGCGGACGCGGACUUCCGAUUCGGGAACGAAUUCGGCGUCGCAAACGCCGAGCGCGGCGCUAACCGCCGCGUGCUCUACUCGGCGCCAUUCAGCAAGCUGCGUCUAUUGAUGAUCUCCCGAAUGGCCAAGCCCGAGGAAGUGCUCAUCGUCGAAGAUGAGAACGGUAACAUCGUCCGAGAGACGCUUAAGGAUAACGAUGUGUUGGUUCAGUACAAAAUUAUGCGUGAAACGUUGAUUUACCUCGCACACCUCGAUCACAAGGACACCGAGACGCUUAUGCUCGAGAAGCUUCACGCACAACUGAAUGGGCGGGACUACACGUGGCACACCCUGAACACGCUCUGCUGGGCCAUCGGUUCCAUCAGUGGUUCGAUGCAAGAGGAUCAAGAGAAUCGCUUCCUUGUCACUGCCAUCCGCGAUUUGCUCAACUUAUGUGAAAUCAUGCGCAUGAAGGAUCAUAAAGCCGUCAUCGCGUCCAACAUCAUGUACGUCGUCGGACAGUACCCGCGCUUCUUACGAUUGCACUGGAAAUUUUUGAAGACUGUGGUAAACAAAUUGUUUGAGUUCAUGCACGAAACGCACCCGGGUGUCCAAGACAUGGCUUGUGACACUUUUCUGAAAAUCUCAAUGAAGUGUAAGCGCAAGUUCGUGAUUUUGCAAGUCGGUGAGAACGAGCCGUUUGUUGACGAACUCUUACGAGGUCUUUCGGACACCAUCCGUGACUUGGAGCCGCAUCAAGUACACUCUUUCUACGAAUCCGUCGGGCACAUGAUUGGCAGCGAGUUGAAUCCAGCGAAGAGAGAGGAAUACGUUCAGCGAUUGAUGGCUCCGCCGAACAUGCAGUGGCAGCAAAUCAUGACACAGGCGCGACAAAACUCUGAAUGCUUGAAAAAUCAGGAUAUCAUCAAGAACAUUCUGCACAUCCUCAAGUCGAACACGCAUUUGUGCAUGUCCCUCGGACAGCCGUUCCAAAAUCAAAUGUCUGCCAUUUAUGCGGACGUGUUAAACGUCUACAAGUUGUACAGCGAACUCGUGAGCCAGAGCAUCGCGCAGGGUGGUCCGUACGCGAGCAAGUCUUCCCUCGUCAAGCUGCUUCGUUCGGUCAAGCGUGAGGUGCUUAGGCUCAUUGAAACGUUCGUUGAGCGUUGCGAUGAUCCGCAUUUGGUCGCUCAGCAACUCGUGCCGCAGAUGUAUGACCCGAUCCUCGGCGACUACGCGAGAAACAUCCCGGAUGCUAGGGACGCCGAGGUGCUGUCCCUCUUCGCGGCGAUCAUCAACAAGGUCGAGGGCGCGAUGACGGACGAAAUUCCAAAGAUCUUCGAUGCCGUGUUCGAGUGUACGCUCUCGAUGAUCACGAAGAAUUUCGAAGACUUCCCCGAUCAUCGUUUGAAGUUCUUCUUGCUUCUUCGUUCAGUGACAAACCAUUGCUUCCGUGCGCUCGUAGCCCUGAGCCCGGCGCACUUAAAACUCAUCAUCGACUCCAUCAUUUGGGCAUUCCGUCACACGGAGCGCAACGUCGCGGACGAGGGUUUGAAUUUGCUCUUAGAGAUGAUGAAGUAUUUCCAGCUUUCGGAGUACUGCAACCAGUUCCAUCAAAGCUUUUACCUGAUGACGAUGAGCGAAAUUUUUGCCGUCAUGACAGAUGGUUUCCACAAACCGGGUUUCAAACUGCACGCGCUCAUCCUACAAAAUCUCUUUGCUAUCAGCGAAAGCGAUCAACUGAGCGCGCCUCUUUGGGACGUCGCCACGAAGGGAGCGUCCGCGUAUCCUUCGAACGCCGCAUUCGUGCAAGAACACUGCGCUCAGCUGUUGUGCACGUCGUUCCCGAACAUGCCCCCGACGGAGGUCCAAACCUUAGUUCUCGGGAUGUUCCAGUGCAAGAAUGAUUUGGCGGCGUUCAAAUCGACACUUCGGGAUUUCUUGGUUCAAACAAAACAAUUUAGCAGCGUGGAUUUCGCGGAAGAGGAGCAGAGCAGAUUAGCCGCUCAGCGCCAGGCCAGACUUUCCGCAAUCCCCGGGAUGGUACAGAACGCCGCCGAUAUGGAUGACGACGAGGAGUGA